This is a messenger RNA of Colletotrichum siamense, 480 nucleotides long. RefSeq lists its product as uncharacterized. The transcript has 4 exons. NCBI's taxonomy places the organism in Eukaryota, Fungi, Ascomycota, Sordariomycetes, Glomerellales, Glomerellaceae. The record is from RefSeq and is a predicted model, not a curated record. The coding region runs from base 1 to 480 and encodes 159 amino acids.
AUGACUGUCGUUCACAUUGUGUUAUUCAAGUUUCGCACCGAUGUGUCGGAAGAACAUAAAGCAACAUUUGUGAAAGAACUCAAGACCCUCAAGACACUUCCCUGUGUUAAAGCACAACGUCUUGUCGUAGGUGGUCCCUCUAUUACGGACCCAAUAGAACGAAGCAAGGGCUAUCACUUCGCACUUCUGAGCUUUCAUGAGAACCGCAAGGCACUUGAAGAGUACCAGGCUAGCGCUGAACACCACAGGGUGACCAGCACCUACCUCUGGCCCUUCAAAGAAGAUGUUACAAGAUUUGAUUUCGAAGUUGAACAGGCAGAUGAACACAUGUGGGACUUUGUGGCGAAGGGAAUCGUGAAUGGCCUGCUGGAGAUCUUGGUCCUUCUCGUCAAGCCUUUUCACGGCCAGGACCUGACCGGCUUCAAAGAAGCCUACAAGGACUUGUGUAUUGCCAGUGCGACUCGAAUCAACCAAUUUUGA